Molecule: messenger RNA, 3338 nt
Organism: Mustela lutreola (European mink)
Lineage: Eukaryota; Metazoa; Chordata; Mammalia; Carnivora; Mustelidae
Product: conserved oligomeric Golgi complex subunit 8-like
Biological process (GO): intra-Golgi vesicle-mediated transport
Cellular component (GO): COG complex
Molecular function (GO): peptide deformylase activity
Source: RefSeq, a predicted model, not a curated record
GCUGCUGGAAGAUGGCGGCGAUGGCGACCGUCGCUUCGUCCACCACGGAGCCUGCCACAACGACGGCCACUGCCGCAGCUCUCGAGGCGGAGGAUGAAGGGCUCCUGGCAUCGCUGUUCCGAGACCGUUUCCCCGAGGCCCAGUGGUGGGAGCGGCCCGACGUGGGCCGCUACCUCCGGGAGCUGAGCGGCUCCGGGCUGGAGCGGCUGAGACGCGAGCCUGAGCGCUUGGCGGAAGAGCGACCGCAGCUGCUGCAGCAGACGCGCCAUUUGGCCUUUGCCAACUACAAGACCUUCAUCCGAGGCGCCGAGUGCACCGAGCGCAUCCACCGCCUGGCGUCGCUUGGCCGCCUGCUCGACCGCUGCUUGCCCAGCUUCCAGCAGAGCUGCAGGAACUUUGUUAAAGAGGCUGAGGAGAUCAGCUCCAACCGCCGGAUGAACACCCUGACUCUAAACCGGCACACAGAAAUCCUGGAAAUCCUGGAGAUUCCUCAGCUAAUGGACACCUGUGUCCGGAACAGCUAUUAUGAAGAGGCCUUGGAGCUUGCAGCCUAUGUACACCGACUGGAAAGGAAAUACUCCUCCAUCCCUGUCAUCCAGGGCAUCGUGAACGAAGUGCGCCAGUCCAUGCAGCUGAUGCUUAGCCAGCUGAUCCAGCAGCUAAGAACCAACAUCCAGCUCCCCGCCUGCCUCUGUGUCAUUAGCUUCCUCCGGUGCAUGGAUGUCUUCACUGAGGCUGAGUUGAGGGUGAAGUUUCUUCAGGCCCGAGAUGCUUGGCUCCGUUCCAUUCUGACUGCCAUCCCCAAUGACGAUCCCUAUUUCCACAUCACAAAAACCAUUGAGGCCUGCCGUGUCCAUCUGUUCGAUAUCAUCACCCAGUACCGUGCCAUAUUCUCUGAUGAGGACCCAUUGUUGCCCCCUGCCAUGGGUGAGCACACUAUAAACGAGAGUGCCAUCUUCUAUGGCUGGGUGCUACAGAGAGUCUCACAGUUCCUGCAGGUGCUGGAGACCGACCUUUACCGGGGGAUUGGUGGUCGUCUAGAUUCUCUGGUGGGUCAGUGCAUGUACUUUGGGCUGUCCUUCAGCCGGGUUGGGGUUGAUUUCCAGGGCCAGUUGGCUCCUGUUUUCCAGCGGGUGGCCAUCAGCACUUUCCAGAAGGCAAUUCAGGAAGCAGUGGAGAAGUUCGAGGAUGAAAUGAAUUCCUACACCCUCAUCUCAGCUCCAACCAUCCUGGGCAGCAGUAACCUGCCUGCUGCUGUGCCAGUCACUCAGCGGGGGACCCUUCAGCCACCCAUGGUACUCUUGGAUUUCCCUCCACUUGCCUGCUUCCUCAACAAUAUUCUGGUUGCCUUCAAUGAUCUGCGCCUCUGCUGCCCUGUGGCCCUGGCACAGGAAGUGACUAGGGCCCUGGAGGAUGCUCUUGUCAAGGUAACCAAAACAAUCCUGGCCUUCCAUCGCGUAGAAGAGGCUGCUUUCAGCAGUGGGGAGUAAGAGCUCUUUGUCCAGUUCUGCACUGUCUUCCUGGAAGACCUUGUUCCUUAUUUAAAUCGCUGUGUCCAAGUCCUUUUUCCACCAGCACAGACCUUAGGCAUUCCACCCACUCAGCUCUCCAAGUAAGGAAACCUUGGGCAUGUGAACAUCGGCCUCGUCCAGAAGCCUCUUGCCUUCCUCCUGCCGAAAAGAGAGCUGGUCCUCUGUCUGGAUGACAAGGAGCUGGCGCCGGAGCUCGCAGCUCCAGCACCCGCGCCACCGGCUGAGGUCCCUGGGCUGGACCCCAAAGGGGAGCAGGUCGUGUGGCAGGCGAGCGGAUGGGCAGCCCGAAUCAUCCAGCACGAGAUGGACCACUUGCAGGGCUGCCUGUGCAUUGACAAAAUGGACAGCAAGACAUUUACAAACAUCUACUGGAUGGAGGUGAAUGAUUAAUUUUUUUCUGCUGCAUCUGAGGAUUCUGGAAACCAAAACACAGACACUUGGGAUUUGAGCUGGGGUUGACUUGCCUGGUAUCAACUUGAUACUGGUUUGGUCUGACAGAAAACAGUGAAUUGCCAAACCAGGUUAGAGGAGUAUAUCAAAAAUGUUUGCCCUGAGGGCGCCUGGGUGGCUCAGUGGAUUAAGCCGCUGCCUUCGGCUCAGGUCAUGAUCUCAGGGUGCUGGGAUCGAGUCCCGCAUCGGGCUCUCUGCUCAGCAGGGAGCCUGCUUCCCUCUCUCUCUCUCUGGCUGCCUCUCUGUCUACUUGUGAUUUCUCUCUGUCAAAUAAAUAAAUUAAAAAAAAAAUGUUUGCCCUGAAAUCAGCUAUGGACAAAAUAUUACCUUCAACUUGAGAAGAAAAUGAACUCCCCUGAAAGAGUGAACAUUUCCUGAUGAUUUUGUUGGUAAUAAUUGGGGAAAAUAAAUAACCACUCUUAGUAGACAUCAUUUCAUAGACCUGUAUAAUGUACCCUGACCCAAGAUUUGAUAAUGACAUAGUCCCUAAUAUCUGAAAGCUUUGUUUAAAAAUGCCUGUUAAGACUGUGGUUGACCAUCAAAAAAAAAAAAAAAAAAAAAAAGGGUCAAUCUCAUGUUAAGUGCUCUUACUAUAAUUAGGAAAAAAAAAAAGAAAGAAUGAAAAUACUGAGAAGCAAAGCAUUGUGGUCAAGAGCACAGACUUCAAGGUUAGACAAAUGUGAUAUGGAUUCUAUUUCAGCCAACACCUGCUGUGUGAUACUGUUCAAAUUGCAACACCUCUCUUGAGUUUCUGACUUUUCACCUGGGAAAUGGGGUCAGUGAUUUCUACCUCAGAAGGCUGCAUGGAAUAGUUCACACUGCCUAACACAUAGCAUUAUGCAUAAAUACAUUAAUAGCCAUUGUAAGUCCCGAAUCUUUGCAAAAGGUAGUGUGUUUAUUUUAAGGACAGGAAGGUAGAAAGAAAUGGAAAAAUCUAACACAGAGUAGAGAACAAAGCAGAUUUUUUUUUUUUUUUUUUUUUUUGGUAUUACCUAGUUACCUCUUUUAACAUGGUAAUCACAAAUCUUUAGCUAUAUUUGUCUUAUGAUAGUAUUUGUGGGCUACCCUGGGAAUCCAACCAUAAAUAAGUACUGGAGACAUUGACCAGCUGUAAACUGAGGAAAGGCUGUUUAUACUUUAGAAAUUCAAGAUCCACAGUUAUUUAUCAAACCAUGUAACCAGCCACGUGUCAACUUCAUUGGACAUGAAAGAAAAGAUUGUUAAAAAACAGAUGCUAAGGGGCGCCUGGGUGGCUCAGUGGGUUAAAGCCUCUGCCUUUGGCUCAGGUCAUGAUGCCAGGGUCUUGGGAUCGAGCCCCGCAUCGGGCUCUCUGCUCAGCAGGGAGCCUCCUCCCUC